Racocetra fulgida is the source of this 1056-nucleotide messenger RNA. Lineage: Eukaryota; Fungi; Glomeromycota; Glomeromycetes; Diversisporales; Gigasporaceae. The record is from the annotation of a GenBank genome assembly.
AUGCUGCUAUUAAUGUUUUUGGUGAUAAAGUUUGGCACUUGUAUCCAACCAGACAAUUAAAACAUUGUUCCUUUUUAAAAUCAAGAAAAGAAUUCUACUUAAAGAAAUGGUACCAAUAUGUUAUUGGAUCAGUUUACAUUCCUUAUGAUGAAACACCUGAUCCUAAUGAAGAGCUCACAAGAUUAGUGGAAAAUUUUAAACGAACACAAGCAACCAUUUUCUUAACUGACGGCACUAAGGAUACUGAAAAUUUGGAUGUACCUGAAGAUCUUGACAGUGAUAGACAAUCGGAAGUCGAUGAGUUAAUCUUUAAUGCUCAUACAAAUGAAAACGAUAUAUUAAAUUUGGAAGAAGACCAACGGACUAAAAAUAGUCAUAUAAAUAAUUAUUUUAAAAUCUCAAAAAGAAGGGAAAAAAAUAAACAGAUAGAGGAUAUCAAUAAUGACUUUGAAAAUAACGAGAAAACCAAUAGACUAUUGUCUGAUUUGCAAUCAAUUAGCACCCAUGAUCAAUUUUCAAUUGAUAAUAUUAAUCAGCCUGAUAAUGAAUACGUUAAUGACAAUCUUAAUAAUAUUUACCAGCCUGAUAAUGACAAUCGAGAUAAUAUUAACCAGCCUGAUAAUGAAUAUCUUGAUAAUGAAUACAUUAAUGACAAUCGAAAAAAAGGCUUGGAUGUAAGUGAUUACGAUUCACCAGGAUGGUCAGAAUGUGAAGAGUGCUAUGGAAAUAAAGGGGAAUUAUGUGAAUAUUGUGAUCACAUCCUCUUGUGUGAUGGUCCUUGUGGCAAAAAUUUUCAUACUGGUUGUCUAAACCCUCCACUCAAGAGAAUUUCUCCUGAAAAUUGGUACUGUAAGGAGUGUAAUAGUGGAAAUUCAAAAAAAUUGAAACGUAAAAUGAGACUUGAAUAUUCAAGUUUAGAUGAAAUAAGUGCACAAAAAGACAAAAGAUUAAAAUCAAAAAGUGUUAAAAAAUAUAAAACACCACAGGAUACUUUGGAUUCUGAUGAUGAUGACAGUAAAAAUAUAAGGAAAUUUUCAAAAACAAAGACAACGGGUC